UUUCCCCACCUCGCCAAGUUUAUCGUCCCUCCCUCCCUUCCUUCCCUCCCAAGCCUCGCCCGCCCGCCCGCGAUCCCCACACGGGAGGCUCCCUCCGCCGCGGCCCCCCCCGCAAAUGCUGCCGCCGAUCAUGAUUUUUCGAUGAACAUGCUGGGGGGAUCUGAAGAUGGCUUCAGCGUGUCCACGCCGAUGCAUUGGAUGAUGCGUUGCUGAGUUUUACUGAAGCCGCAACAAGCAUGUCAGUUGUGCAAAUAAUGAUGCAUAACCAUUCAUGCUCUGACACCCCCGUUUGGACCUUUCUUCUUCUUAUGCAACCCUGUACUAGCGAACCUACUACCGUCAUGAGCUUCAAAGGUGGUGCGGGUUCUACAGUCCUCGGUUUUGUUACUGUUCAGUGAUUCCUGCCGAAGCCUCUGUCAGUGAAGUUAACGACCAUGGAAAGGUAUAAAGUAAUAAGGGAGAUUGGUGAUGGGACUUGUGGAAACGUUUUUAGGGCUUACAAUAUAGAAACAAAUGAAAUUGUUGCUGUUAAAAAAAUGAAGAGAAAGUUUUACCACUGGGAAGAGUGCAUUAGUCUGCGAGAAGUAAAGGCCCUCCAGAAACUAAACCACCCUAACAUUGUGCAAUUGAAGGAGGUGACGAUGGAAAAUCAUGAGUUGUUCUUCAUUUUUGAACACAUGGACUGUAAUUUAUACGAUGUUAUAAGAGAAAGGAGUGCUCCUUUCUCUGAAGAAGAGAUACGGAAGUUUAUGCUCCAAAUACUGCAAGGCCUUGUGUACAUGCAUAAUAAUGGAUAUUUUCAUCGUGACCUGAAACCUGAAAAUCUUCUGGUGACAAACGGUAUUGUUAAAAUUGCUGACUUUGGGUUGGCAAGAGAAGUAUGCUCCAGUCCUCCUUACACAGAUUAUGUCUCUACCAGAUGGUACCGGGCUCCAGAGGUGCUGCUACAAGCUUCAGCCUACACACCUUCUAUAGACAUGUGGGCCAUUGGUGCAAUUCUGGCUGAGCUUUUUACACUGUCUCCACUUUUCCCUGGUGAAACUGAGACAGAUCAGCUAUACAAGAUAUGCGCUGUGCUUGGGACCCCAGAUCACUCCCUCUGGCCAGAGGGAAUGAACCUGCCUCGUUCAAGUAGCUUCCAGUUUUUUCAGAUUCCGCCAAGAAAUCUGUGGGAGCUUAUUCCUAAUGCUUCCCUGGAAGCUUUAGACCUGAUCAAGCAACUUUGUUCUUGGGAUCCACGAAGAAGGUCAACUGCUGAGCAAGCACUACAACAUCCAUUCUUUAAUGUGCGCAAGUGGGUACCAAGACCUCUCCAUGAUUCUUCCUACCCAAAGAUGAAUGAGCCUAGAGCAACACCAAGGUUGGAACUGGACCUUUGGUGUUUUGGUAAAGAAUCUGAUGACCUUGAUCUAACUCUCAGCCUAAAGCCAAGCUCUGUAUCAGAUCUUGGUAAGCAUGUUCCAGAACAUAGAGAAGAGGAAAAUUUUCUAUACCCAGGUUAUGGGAAUCCUCCUGUACAGCCAGGGCUGUGGCCACUCAUGUCAUCAUCGCAUCGCCCCUUGGGGGAAGCCCCGGCCAUGCCAUCCUGGCAACAGGCGUACAUGGUUGACAGCCAAGGCGCCACGCUGCCAGCUGCCGGAGGAGGAGGAGGAGGAUUCCCGGGCUCUUCUCCGUUCGGGCUGUUCCCUCUACAGCCGAACCUCAUGGAGAAGCGGUCGCUGGCGCCGGCGCCCAUCCGGCAGGUCAAUUUCUUCUGACCGACGACUGAAUAAUGAUGAUCCCUCCCGGGUUUGACAAGAGCAGCAGAUCGUCAUUAUCAUGAUCCAGCGUGGGUUGGGUGCGUGGAGUUAUUUUUAUACGAGUGCUAGACUCGGACAAUAAGCCGCCGUGGCGAGGCGUCGACAGCAAGCAGCAGCAGACCAAACAAAAAAAUGUACAUACAUAUUCGUGGUAGGUUGACAGUUCCUCAUCGUGUCUGAGAUUCUGUUACUCUGUACAUACAAACAGUUUUGUACGAACGACCGUGGUUUUUCUCGAUAUAUAUUUAUAAUAUCGACGAGUGAGUGAGUGAUGGUGAUGAAGAUUCAUGUCAUAUGGCCACA
This is a messenger RNA of Triticum dicoccoides, 2102 nucleotides long. RefSeq names its product cyclin-dependent kinase F-3-like. Gene Ontology annotation, biological process: protein phosphorylation. The record is from RefSeq and is a predicted model, not a curated record. NCBI's taxonomy places the organism in Eukaryota, Viridiplantae, Streptophyta, Magnoliopsida, Poales, Poaceae. Gene Ontology annotation, molecular function: protein kinase activity; ATP binding. Bases 435 to 1757 code for a protein of 440 amino acids. The transcript is spliced from 18 exons.